AUGCCAACAAACAAGAAGCGCCAGGCGGAGCCCACCGCCAAUACUGCGAAUAAGCGACGAGCUGGAGCUGGCGCCUCCGUCGCAGCACCAACUACACGGAUGACCCGCUCAGCCUACAAAAAACUCAACCAGGCAGGCGAGAAGACGGCCAAACUCGAACAGGGUCUGCCCAUGGAGACCCGCCGACGCAGAAAACAGCAGCAGUCUCAGCCAGCGGCGACCACCGUAGCAUCCUGUAAGGAUGUCUCGUCGCCUCAACCUCCCACCGUCGACCUUGCGCUGGGCGUGACGGCAGGGGGCGCGCAGGUCCGUAUCCCGAUGGAGAUCGACGAUGAUGCCGCUAGUAGGCCGGGCAGCUUGGAUGAUGCAGCGGGGUCUGCCACGUCGGCGGAGACGGAGCGUUCGUUUGACACGGCCAAGCAGGCUGGGUUGUGUUAUUUGGCGGGAGUAGAGGACGGGGAGGAUGACACGGGCAGGCGGAGCUUCACCACUGUGGUGUAUGCUACAGGCGUCACGCCGGAUGAACACCAGGAAGCCAAGAGGCUGCUGCUGCUGCUGCUGCUAAUGUAG
Cryphonectria parasitica EP155 is the source of this 570-nucleotide messenger RNA. RefSeq lists its product as uncharacterized. The transcript has 2 exons. NCBI's taxonomy places the organism in Eukaryota, Fungi, Ascomycota, Sordariomycetes, Diaporthales, Cryphonectriaceae. The record is from RefSeq and is a predicted model, not a curated record. Bases 1 to 570 code for a protein of 189 amino acids.